AUGGUAGGAUGCACUUCUUGCCACACCCCUUUACCCUCCACAGUCAAGCUAUCAGCCUUUGGUGGUGCAAAAUUUCAUGAUCCUGCCUUUUACAGGUCUUUGAUUGGCAGCCUUCAAUACUUGACUAUAACAAGACCUGAAAUAUCUUUUAGUGUACACAAGCUGGCACAAUUUGUUCAAACUCCAUUAGAAUGUCAUUGGAAAAUGGUAAAAAGAGUGCUGAGGUAUUUGAGUGGAACUGCAAACUAUCAGUUGCAUCUGAAGAAAGAAAACUCUAUGUCAAUCAUUGCUUACAGUGAUUUGGACUGGGGUGGGGAUCUUGAUGAUAGGAAAUCCACCAAUGGCUAUUGUGUGUUCUUAGGGUCAAAUUUGGUAUCUUGGGCUUCAAGAAAGCAAACUGCAGUUGCAAGAUCCAGUAUAGAAACAAAGUACAGGAGCAUGGCAGACCUAGUCGCUGAGUUAAUUUGGGUAAACAACCUACUGUGUGAGCUUCAGUUCCCUCCCAAGGAGUCUCUCAUCCUGUAUUGCGAUAACUAG
Messenger RNA from Arachis ipaensis, 537 nucleotides. NCBI's taxonomy places the organism in Eukaryota, Viridiplantae, Streptophyta, Magnoliopsida, Fabales, Fabaceae. The record is from RefSeq and is a predicted model, not a curated record.